Molecule: messenger RNA, 1431 nt
Organism: Colletotrichum paranaense
Lineage: Eukaryota; Fungi; Ascomycota; Sordariomycetes; Glomerellales; Glomerellaceae
Product: protein transporter SEC61 subunit alpha
Exons: 3
Coding region: 1-1431 (476 amino acids)
Biological process (GO): SRP-dependent cotranslational protein targeting to membrane, translocation; post-translational protein targeting to membrane, translocation
Cellular component (GO): Sec61 translocon complex; membrane
Molecular function (GO): signal sequence receptor activity; ribosome binding; transmembrane protein transporter activity
Source: RefSeq, a predicted model, not a curated record
AUGAGUUCCCUACGGUUCCUCGACCUGGUCAAGCCGUUCGUGCCGUUCCUCCCUGAGGUUCAGCAGCCGGAGACCAAGGUUCCCUUCAACCAGAAGCUGAUGUGGACGGCCCUCACCCUCCUUAUCUUCUUGGUCAUGAGCCAGAUGCCCCUUUACGGCAUUGUCUCUUCCGACAACUCGGAUCCCCUAUACUGGCUGCGUAUGGUUAUGGCGAGUAACCGCGGAACCCUGAUGGAGCUGGGUAUCACCCCCAUCAUCUCCUCCGGCAUGGUCUUCCAGCUCCUCGCUGGUACCCACAUGAUCGACGUCAACCUCGACCUCAAGAGCGACCGCGAGCUGUACCAGACUGCCCAGAAGCUCUUUGCCUUCAUUCUCUCCGCCGGUACCGCCACUGUCUACGUCUUCACCGGUCUCUACGGCCGACCUUCCGACCUUGGCGCCGGUAUCGUCUUCCUCCUCGUCCUCCAGCUCUUCGUUGCCGGCAUGAUCGUCAUUCUCCUCGACGAGCUCCUCCAGAAGGGAUACGGCCUCGGCUCUGGUAUCUCUCUCUUCAUCGCCACCAACAUCUGCGAGUCCAUCAUGUGGAAGGCCUUCUCCCCCACCACCAUUAACACUGGUCGUGGCCCCGAGUUCGAGGGUGCCGUUAUCGCCCUUUUCCACCUUCUCCUCACCUGGCCCAACAAGCAGCGCGCUCUCCAGGAGGCCUUCUACCGCCAGAACCUCCCCAACAUCAUGAACCUUCUGGCCACCAUCCUCGUCUUCGCCGCUGUCAUCUACCUCCAGGGCUUCCGCGUCGAGAUCCCCGUCAAGUCCUCCCGCCAGCGUGGUGCCCGCGGUUCUUACCCCGUCCGCCUCUUCUACACCUCCAACAUGCCCAUCAUGCUGCAGUCCGCUCUGUCCUCCAACAUCUUCCUCAUCAGCCAGAUGCUGUACUCCCGCUUCUCUGACAACCUCCUCGUCCGUCUUUUCGGUGUCUGGGAGGCCAAGGACGGCUCUGCCCAGCUCUCUGCCAUCUCCGGUCUGGCUUACUACAUGUCUCCCCCCUUGAACUUCAAGGACGCCCUCCUCGACCCUAUCCACACCGCUGUCUACAUCGUCUACAUGCUGGGUGCCUGCGCCAUCUUCUCCAAGACCUGGAUUGAGGUUUCCGGCUCCAGCCCCCGCGAUGUCGCCAAGCAGCUCAAGGACCAGGGUCUUGUCAUGGCCGGUCACCGCGACCAGAGCAUGUACAAGGAGCUCAAGCGCAUCAUUCCCACUGCCGCUGCCUUUGGCGGUGCUUGCAUCGGUGCUCUCUCCGUUGCCAGCGACCUCAUGGGCGCCCUCGGCUCCGGCACUGGUACUCUCCUGGCUGUCACCAUCAUCUACGGCUACUUCGAGAUUGCUGCCAAGGAGGGUGACCUGUCUGGCAUGAAGGGCAUGAUUAUGGGAUAA